Messenger RNA from Exaiptasia diaphana, 2311 nucleotides. RefSeq names its product WD repeat-containing protein 93. Lineage: Eukaryota; Metazoa; Cnidaria; Anthozoa; Actiniaria; Aiptasiidae. Bases 94 to 2181 code for a protein of 695 amino acids. Gene Ontology annotation, biological process: electron transport chain. Gene Ontology annotation, molecular function: protein binding. The record is from RefSeq and is a predicted model, not a curated record. The transcript is spliced from 12 exons.
AUGGCGGAUSAUAAACAAAAAUGAAAAGCAAAAAGGUCUUUAUUGCAAAAGUGACUCGCGUUUAAGAUUCUACAUAUCCUUCAAUGCUUCAUAAUGCCAAAAAAGAAGUCUAAAAGGCCUGCAACACCUCCGUCAGAGGAUAGCGAUSAGGGCGACRAUGAAUUUCUCGUAGAUCCAGAACAAAUCUUUGACGUUUUGCCUCAGCCCUUYCGUCUGAUCGACAAGACUUUGAACGAUAUUUUCGACCGUGUGUGGUCACUGAUAGAAGAGAUAGAAGAUAAAAAAGCUAUUAAACUAUCCAAGGAAAGUUUGCCUAGCUAUGACUGUGGAAGGCCGCUUUUUGACGUAGYAAACCCUUCCUGUAUCUGCAGCGAUGAACAUGGCAAGCACCUCUUUGUUGCCCACGAUGAGGGCUUUACUGUCGYUGAAGCUCUUAUAGGACAGAGUUUAGCAAGCUAUGAAGAUUCCUCAGCAAGAAAUGUUAUUCAAAUGAGCGCCAUCUUGCUACAGGAUGGUAUGUGCUUGUUAGCGACCUUGGAAAGCAACGGUGUCGCUAAACUAUUUUGCUAUUUUGGAGAACAGUUACACCUCGCUAAAUURUUUACUGAUGAAAGUAAUAAACAGGCAAGCGUGUCUUCAAUUAAAAUAUCAGAGGAUGGMWGUUAUGUUGGYAUAGGUUGGAGGGGAGAGGAAAGUUGGCUKGARAUAUUUAAGAUUCCCAAGGAAUCAUGGGUAAAGGAGGCUGAGUCUGCGGUCCAAGCCGUCAAGUCCAAGAAACGAGAUUCUYUUGAAYUGCAAGCUGGUAUUGAUGAAAAGGCAACUGAAGAGCAGGAGGUUGCAUCUAUGCAUUCCUCAAAUUCACCUCCAGGCUCAAGACCAGAGUCUUCCCAAGGGAACCCUAGUCAGUCAUCAUUUACAAAACCUACAGCGGYACUGAGAGUACGCCCUCCUGCACCUGUUGGUCCUUGUGCUGCAACCAACUAUGCAGCCGCAYUGAAGGCAAUUGAUUCUGAUAGCAAUGCAUUUGGCAUUGCAAACAAUCAUGUCUURAUGGCACCAUAUUUUGAGCAUUCAGAAUUGACAUUUAAGAGUCUUCAUCAACCUCUUGUCAAGUAUUUGAAUGAAGAAAAUAUUGAAAAGGAAGUAAGCAYCCCAAAUUUUCACUUCUUAAAACCUGGAAAGUUUGUUCCAACUGGCUUAGAAACAGCAGCAAACAAGGUAAACUCCAUAGCUGUUUGGUGGUCUGGUGGAACACARCUUUUCAUCUACUCACUUGUUAAAAAUGCCAAAGAUAUAGAGAUCAAGCCAGAUGCAGUUUGGCCAAAUGCAUCACAAAUCCACAUUAGUGCCAUCAGUGAUUGUCUGUCUGUCCUGGCUCUGGGGAUGAAAGAUGGUAGUUUAGCUGUGUGGGAUGUCUAUAGAGGUGUUCUGUUAAGGGUGUGUUCCAUGACCAGCAAUGCCAAUAUCACUUGUGUACACUUCUUAACAAGUGGUUUAUCACCGCCGCACUCAGACGAUCAGCCAUCUUACCUAUCUACACCCAUACCAGUAGCAAACCUAGCAGUGGCUUGUGAUGAUGGCAGUUUUAGUGUGGUUCAGUGUGGAGUGGCCUUCAGUCCGCCAAUCAAACCCCUGAUUGACAGAUCUGCCAUGCAACAGGAUACAAUAACAUCGAUGUGCACAUUAACUAAGACACCUCAAGUGAUUGCUACGUGCAAAGAAACWGGACAGAUAACAUUCUACGAUACUGUGUCUUGCACUGCCAUCUGCCAUGCAGCUUUACCUCAGCCUUACAUGAUAGAUKCUAAUUCUGUUCCAUGUAUAGCAGCAAAUAACCAGGUUCUUGUCCUCAAAGGUUUUUGCCCAGACCAAGACGCAGAGGAAGAAGAGGCUAUGAUAUCCACCGUGUUUACGUUCCCAUUACAAUCUUUUCCGUCUCUAAAUCGUUACUGGAGAAUGGCUCUAGAGAGCGAACCAUACGGAAUGGACARUACGAUAGAAGCCCGAGUAAACUCGCUUGUACAAGACAGACUUUCAAGCCAAGGAACACGUCAACUAAGAAUGCAAGACAGAUGGGGGAAAUUCAAAGAUGAACUCAGAAAGAUUCACACUGACAAAAAACACAUCAAAAACUCAGUUUGGUUAAUGAAAAGCCAUCAGAUCGUCGAUGCCAAAGGAUGAAAACGCAUUUUGUUCUAUUUGUAUUUAUUGAAAAUUACCUUCGUUACAUGUAAAACGUUUUUCCAUUUUCAUCUGUAGAAGUUUCUUAUAGUAUUUUAACGUUUACUAAUAAAAAGUUUGGAUAUGUUUU